AUACGAGGGGAACGGGAGAACGGCGUCUGUUCCGCCUCCGAAAGCUUCCGAUUCAGACGCUCGAGCGAUGGCGGAAGUCCACUGAACCACUUUUCCACUCGUUAGUUCGCCAAAUCGUGCUUAGAUCUUUCUGUGAUCCAGCCAUGCCAUCAGUUCGCCCAUGUUUCUUCCUCCUUUUGGCCUCUUUCCUGCUCCCGCUCGCGGCGGAGUCCGCGCAACAGGCUUUCCGACGUGAUCCGGGACACCCUCAGUGGCAUCACGGCGCCUUCCAUGACUUGCAAAGCACCGUCCGAGAAGAUGUCCGCCGCAUGCUCCAUACUAGGGCGGAGGUUCCUUUCCAAGUUCCGCUUGAGGUUAAUAUUGUACUUAUUGGUUUCAACGCUGAUGGGGGCUACAGGUAUAAGUUAGAUGCUCACAGGCUUGAGGAAUUCUUGAAAAUUAGUUUUCCAACACAUAGGCCAUCCUGCCUUGAGACAGGAGAGCCAAUUGAUAUCGAACAUCAUAUCAGCUACAAUGCCAUACCUGCUGGACAGCCAGAAUUAAUAGCUCUUGAAAAGGCAUUAAAAGAGGCUAUGGUUCCAGCAGGAACUUCUAGAGAGAGCGAGUAUGGAAGUGAGUUUCCUCUAUUUGAGGUUGAAGCAACCCAGGUGGAACCAAUAUUCGAACAACUGUACUCAUUUAUAUUUGAUGUGGGAAGUGCUGAACAUUCUGCUACAGAAAUGGGCAGAAAUGUUGCACCUGCAAUAUUUAUUGUGAAUUUUGAUAAGGUCAGAAUGGAUCCUAGGAAUAAAGAAAUUGACCUUGAUAAGUUUAUGUACGGGCAAAUUGGUGAAUUGAACGAGGAACAACUGAAAAGGCAGGAAGGAGAUUACAUAUACCUCUACCGUUAUAAUGGAGGAGGAGCAUCUCAAGUUUGGUUGAGCUCUGGGAGAUUUAUUGUGAUUGAUAUUUCAGCAGGCCCUUGUACAUAUGGGAGGAUAGAAACUGAAGAAGGAAGUAUUAGUUACAGAUCAUUGCCUCGGUUAUCCAAGUUAAUUUUUCCAAGAGGAUCAGGCAUGGCUAAGGUAGACUCAACAGAAGCUAUUUUCAUCGGGCAGCUUAGUGCUUUGGUUUCAACUACAAUUGAGCAUUUAAUAGCUCCAGAUAUCAGGUUUGAAACUGUGGACCUGACUACAAGGCUUCUUAUUCCUAUCAUAGUCCUGCAGAACCACAACAGAUACAACAUUCUUCAAGCUGGUCACAAUAGAAGCAUUGAUAUUCAAGCAAUUGAAAGAGAGGUCAAGAAGAUGGUACAUGCUGGGCAGGAGGUAAUAAUCAUUGGUGGUUCCCAUGCAUUGCAUCAGCAUGAAAAAUUAGCAAUCGCUGUUUCAAAAGCAAUGCGUGGACAUUCUCUGCAAGAAACAAAGAAAGAUGGCCGGUUUCAUGUCCAUACCAGAACAUAUCUAGAUGGUGCUAUUCUUAAAGAGGAGAUGGAGCGCUCUGCUGAUGUGCUUGCAGCAGGUCUACUAGAAGUUUCAGAUCCUUCUCUCUCAAAUAAAUUCUUUAUCCGCCAGCAUUGGAUAGAUGAAGUAGAUAGCUCGCAAGAUUCUGCAAUCAAGCAGAAACCAAUAUGGGAAAGCUACAACCCGAGGCAUGGCAAAGAUAAGAAAUCUACUGGGAAAAAGAAGAAAGGAAAUUUGUACCGAACAUAUGGAACCAGAGUGAUUCCAGUUUUUGUGCUUUCAUUGGCUGAUGUUGAUCCUAGCCUUCUUAUGGAAGAUGAAAGUCUUGUUUGGACGAGUAAGGAUGUUGUAAUUGUCCUUGAGCAUAACAAUGAGAAGAUUCCGCUAAGCUAUGUAUCGGAAACCAAAAGGCAACAUGCUUUUCCAUCCCUAGCACAGAGGCAUAUUUUGGCAGGCUUGGCUUCUACAGUCGGUGGGCUCAGUGCACCUUAUGAGAGAGCAUCACAUAUACAUGAGCGGCCAAUUCUCAAUUGGCUUUGGGCUGUAGGAUGUCAUCCUUUUGGGCCAUUCUCCAAUUCAUCCCAAAUCAGUCAAAUGCUCAAGGAUGCUGCUUUGAGAGUCACAAUAUAUGCACAAGUUGAUUCUGCUCUUCGCAAGAUACGAGAAACGUCAGAGAGUGUUCAAUCCUUUGCUGCUGAGCAUCUCAAAACACCACUGGGGGAGCCAGUGAAAAGCAAGAAAAAGAAGUCAAACACUGAGUUUUGGGUGGAAAAGUUCUACAAGAAGACAACAAACUUACCUGAACCUUUUCCGCAUGAGCUUGUUGAGCGUUUGGAGGAAUAUCUAGAUAAGCUUGAGGAACAACUCGUGGAUUUAUCUUCUUUGUUAUAUGAUCAUCAGCUAAUGGAGGCGUACCACAAUAGCUCCGACAUUCUUCAAAGCACUAUAUUCACUCAACAAUACGUGGAUCGCGUUUUGGCAUCAGAGAGGGAGAAAAUGAGGUGUUGCAGUAUCGAAUACAGCCAUCCAGCACAGACAUCCCAGGCUUUUGUUUAUGGGGGAAUUCUUCUCGCUGGAUUAGUCGUAUAUUCCGUUGUUAUAUUCUUCUCUGCACCUGUUCGCUGAUAAAACCGCUGAUAAAUCGCUCAAAUCGCAGAACUGCCCAUGCUGACAUCUUGAUGCAUCAAUUACGCAAAUUUUAAGCGGCAUUAGAGUAUGAGUUUAUACUGUAACUUCUUUUCCUAGGAAGAGAAUUUUGCUGAUUGCGGAAAAAAUAAAUAACUUAAGAUGACCAAAUUACUUGCUACAUGUUUUUAGGAUGCCAUGGAACUAUAUUCUGCCUGAUCUAGCUUGAGAUGUACAUGAUCCUAUGACUAGUACAUUGAUCUUUAAUUCUGCAUUAGCAUACUCA
Zingiber officinale is the source of this 2853-nucleotide messenger RNA. RefSeq lists its product as uncharacterized. The record is from RefSeq and is a predicted model, not a curated record. Bases 144 to 2567 code for a protein of 807 amino acids. Lineage: Eukaryota; Viridiplantae; Streptophyta; Magnoliopsida; Zingiberales; Zingiberaceae. The transcript has 16 exons.